AUGCCUAACAAAAAAUCCAAUAAAUGUCUUUUAUCUGAUAAAGAGUCUUCUGAUGGAGAUAAACGUGGUUCUUUGAAGAAACCUAUUCCAAAGAAACAAUACAGAAGUAGUGAAAAACUUGAUUCUGAAACUAAUUCUGAGAAGUUUCGUGAAGAAAAAUCAUAUCAAUCGAAACAAAAGAAAAAAAACAGUUUGAUCGAUCUUAGCUCUUUGAAAAACAUGGCUGAAAAGGCUUAUUCGUCAAAGUCAGUUUAUAUUAUAGAUUCUGCCUCUGAACAAUAUGAUGAUAGAG
Funneliformis caledonium is the source of this 292-nucleotide messenger RNA. NCBI's taxonomy places the organism in Eukaryota, Fungi, Glomeromycota, Glomeromycetes, Glomerales, Glomeraceae. The record is from the annotation of a GenBank genome assembly.